AGAAAUCAGUGUGUAAUGUAUUUGCAUGUUUUGUGUUUCAUCCAGCUACAGAAAGAUUUGGAGGAGGUGAAGGAGCUUCUGAAAAAAGCAUCAAGGAAGAGAAUUCAUGAUGUCUUGCUAGCAGAAAAGAAUAAACUAGAGAAAGAAAUUAAAAACCAGCCACCACCUAAACUAAAAGCAGAGAUAGCUGAAGAAGAAAGACAGCCACCCACGGGCUACACAGUGAAAAUCAACAAUUACGCUUGGGAUCAGUCAGAUAAAUUCGUGAAAAUCUACAUCACUCUGAGUGGGGUACAGCAUCUCUCAGCUGAGAAUGUGCAAGUCCGUUUCACAGAAAGAUCAUUUGAUCUAUUGGUGAAGAAUCUGAAUGGCAAGAACUACUCCAUGACUUUCAAUAACCUUCUGAAACCAAUUUCUGUGGAGAACAGCUCACGGAAGAUCAAGACUGAUAUGGUCCUGAUAUUAUGUAGGAAGAAGCAAGAGGAAAAAUGGGAGUGCCUGACUCAAGUUGAGAAAGAGACAAAGGAGAAGGAGAAAGCAUCGUAUGACACAUCAGAUCCAAGUGAGGGGUUGAUGAAUCUCCUGAAAAAAAUGUAUGCUGAAGGUGAUGAUGAGAUGAAAAGAACCAUUAAUAAAGCCUGGGUUGAGAGCAGAGAAAAGCAAGCCAAAGACGAUGUACCACUAGACAUUUGAACAAACCAGUGGGCUUUCUAUAUGGGGCUUCUGAUGUGCCACUGAGAUCAGAAAAAAGUGUUUACACACC
Euleptes europaea (tarantolino) is the source of this 763-nucleotide messenger RNA. It is a transcript of the gene CACYBP, whose product is annotated as calcyclin binding protein. The record is from RefSeq and is a predicted model, not a curated record. Gene Ontology annotation, biological process: heart development. Gene Ontology annotation, cellular component: nucleus. Gene Ontology annotation, molecular function: S100 protein binding; tubulin binding; ubiquitin protein ligase binding. Bases 16 to 693 code for a protein of 225 amino acids. Lineage: Eukaryota; Metazoa; Chordata; Lepidosauria; Squamata; Sphaerodactylidae. The transcript has 5 exons.